CGCAGUCGCAGUCGUCAACAUAGCUCAGUCCGGUUUUGGAGCCCCCAACGUUGAGCGCGACUCGCGGAUUGCAGCAGUAGUUGUUGUUUUUAUCGUUGUUGAUAUUUAUUGUUGCCGUUGCCGCUGCCGCUGCCUAAAAAAUCCCAUUUCCCCAUAAAUAUCCAAGUGCGUCUCCGUGUGCAUGCGAAAAAAUUAAAUAGCCGACGGCUCUCAAGUGCAUUUUGUGUGCGAAUUUCAAAGUAACCAAAAAGAAGAAUAUAUCUAUAAACAGAUGCAGCUGAAUAAAACUAAAUAUACGAUCAAUAGUGUCCAAAACUGAACUGGAAACGAACCUGGUUGCUGUUGCUACUCGUCUUAAGGGGCAACAACUCGGCGUAAUUGAAAUUGAAUCUCUGCUUGGUGGAGGCGUUAACUAGACGAGACGAGAACGACCAGGAUGGUGCUUGUGCUGAAUGGUGUGCUGCAGGAUGACUGCCCGAUGGACACAAACAGCCUGUUCCUGCAGCAUCCUGUCUACAGAGAUUAUGCACAGCAGCUGCAUUCCAUACAGGCCAAGUCUGUCGGCCCAGUGGGCCUGCUCUAUGUCGGACAGCGGGAGCUGGCCGCUGCCGCACCACACGACAAGAACAUCAACAUCAUUGGGGCCGACGAUGCCACCACCUGUAUUAUUGUUGUUGUGAGGCAUUCAGGCUCUGGCGCGGUGGCAUUGGCGCAUUUCGAUGGCAGCGGCGUGGAUGAAGCCGUUUGCACAAUGGUGUCGCGUGUCCAGGAGCUGGCACUGGGCUAUCCGGAAGGACGCAUUGAAUUGCAGCUGAUUGGUGGCUAUCGGGACUCGCAAGGCUAUGGCGAGGAUGUCUUCUAUAGCAUUAUGCAAUCAUUCCACAAGCAUCACCUCGAAAUCGAUUUGACGCAGGCUUGCGUGGGCGAGCUGAACACAAUGCUGCGCGGCGAGAUCAAUUGCCCCAUCAUCUAUGGUGUGGGCGUCAACAUCAAGACUGGCGAGAUUUUUCCGGCCUCCUUCCCGGACCGGGGACCCGAUCGACAGCUGCGCGACGCGCGCAUCUUUAUGGGCUCACAGACGGUGCUGGACGUUUAUGACUCAACGCUGGGCAUGCUGCGCAUCGGACCCUUCAAUUAUGAUCCAUUGCGCGGCGCCGACUUGUGGCUGUCGCAAACAGAUGAGUUUCUGCUGCAGCAUUUGUCCUCCAGUCCCGACGUGGAGCCGCCGCACUUUGCGCCCCAGAUGCGUGCCACCAUUCGAUUUAUACAGGAGAACCAGUUUCCCGCUGUCACCGUUUUCAGGGAUAAUCGACCCCGUUAUUAUAGACGCGAUGAUGCCACGGGCUGCUGGGUUUUGGUUCGAGAUUGAGUUCGGAUAUAUAUUCAAACGUAUAUACAUAUAUAUAUAUAUAUAUACAUAGAGAACACCGUUUGGAAUGCGCCUUAUUAAUGGAUCUGAAAGUAAAACGAUAUAUUAUUGUGUAUGCAUAUAUGUAAAUAUAUAUAUGUAUGUAAUUCUUAUUAACAGAAUUGAAACGAAAUAUUUAAAAGAGAUUCUUAGCUAAAUAUAUAUACACAAUAUGUAAGCGAAAUAUUUAAAUGCAAUCAUCUUAGUUUUUAAACUGUAAACUGUAAUCAAACUUAAUGAAAUUAAAAAUGGCUUGGCUAUUCGUACAUACAUACCACAAAAUAA
Messenger RNA from Drosophila montana, 1693 nucleotides. RefSeq names its product N-terminal amidohydrolase 1 (gene Ntan1). Gene Ontology annotation, molecular function: protein-N-terminal asparagine amidohydrolase activity. Gene Ontology annotation, biological process: ubiquitin-dependent protein catabolic process. Bases 437 to 1369 code for a protein of 310 amino acids. Gene Ontology annotation, cellular component: nucleus. NCBI's taxonomy places the organism in Eukaryota, Metazoa, Arthropoda, Insecta, Diptera, Drosophilidae. The record is from RefSeq and is a predicted model, not a curated record. The transcript has 7 exons.